AUGUUUUUUCUUAAAGAUUUGUCGUUAAACUUGACCCUCCACCCGUCGUAUUUCGGCCCACAGAUGGACCAGUAUUUGCGGGAUAAGUUGCUCAGCGAUGUGGAGGGCACGUGCACGGGUCAAUUUGGGUACAUUGUCUGUGUUUUGGACUGUAUGAAUAUCGACGUGGGCCGGGGCCGAGUAAUUCCUGGAAGCGGGCUGGCCGAAUUCGAGGUCAAGUACCGUGCUGUAGUGUGGAAGCCUUUUAAGGGCGAGGUUGUUGAUGGCGUGGUCACCACGGUCAACAAAAUGGGGUUUUUUGCUGACGUGGGUCCGUUGUCUGUUUUUGUGAGCACGCAUUUGAUUCCCUCUGAUAUGAAAUUCAACCCAUCUGCAAACCCCCCAGCAUACGUCAGUCCCGACGAGACCAUAGAAAAAGGCUCGCGGGUGCGGUUGAAGAUAGUCGGUACGAGAACCGAUGUCAACGAGAUCUACGCCAUUGGAAGUAUAAAAGAGGACUACUUGGGGCCUAGUCCCAUGUAA
This is a messenger RNA of Metschnikowia bicuspidata var. bicuspidata NRRL YB-4993, 522 nucleotides long. It is a transcript of the gene RPB7, whose product is annotated as DNA-directed RNA polymerase II subunit. The transcript has a single exon. The record is from RefSeq and is a predicted model, not a curated record. Gene Ontology annotation, biological process: transcription initiation at RNA polymerase II promoter; positive regulation of translational initiation; DNA-templated transcription. Gene Ontology annotation, cellular component: P-body; RNA polymerase II, core complex. Gene Ontology annotation, molecular function: single-stranded DNA binding; translation initiation factor binding; single-stranded RNA binding. Lineage: Eukaryota; Fungi; Ascomycota; Pichiomycetes; Serinales; Metschnikowiaceae. The coding region runs from base 1 to 522 and encodes 173 amino acids.